GAUCAUUCAGUUAUCUUACUUAUUCACGACCAGUCAAACAUUACAUGUGGCUAUCAAAACAAAACAAACAUAUGGACAGUUUUUAAAAAGAUGUAUACUUUAACUAUUACGUUUGUUAUUUUGGUAUCAAUAUUUGAUGCAAAAUGUGACGAGUCAGGAGAUGAUUUCAAAGCCAGACUCAUUGCUUUGGAGAAUAAAUUGGAAAGACAAGCAGUACAGAUAAUUUCUCUUCAGAAAGAGGUUUCUACCCAAGAAAACACCAUUGCUGACCUGAAAGAAAAAGUUGACGCCCAGGACAACGAUAAAAAGAAAAUGGAAGCUGAAAUACUGAAGUUAAAACGGGAAUCACUGAAGCACAACCGAAUAAUAAAACACUUAUUGAAACUUGUCAAAAAGGCGCCAAUUCAGCAGAACGAAAAUGUCGUAGACAAGAAUGACGAUGAAAGAGUGGGAGUUAUACAAAAAGUUGAUAAUUUAAAAACACUUGAUAAAAAGAAAAGAUUUGUGCUUGAUAUGGUCGAGACGGUUGCCUUUGAAGCAACAAUCGCAGGAGGGAAUAUUGCACACCACACACAUAUCGAUGACAAGAUUGUUUUUGAAACGGUAUCAUUAAAUGUUGGCAAUGGGUACCACUCUGGAAAUGGAACUUUCAUUGCCCCGAUGAGCGGCAUUUAUGUGUUUUCAACAUCAGUAAUGAUGAUUGGAGCAAAUAGCAUAGACACUGGGAUGCAUGUUAUAAUUGAAAAGAAUAAUGCUGAAAUUGCUGGCGCUUAUGCUUCUAACAAGGGAUCAUACGAACAUAGUUCUGUAACGGUUACAAUGGACUUGAAGGUUGGUGAUACUGUGGCUGUGACUGUAGAACGCCAUGAUGAUAUCACAUUCUACGGUGAUAAUUUGACCAGCUUUACUGGAUUCCUGCUUUAUGCGUUUUAAGUAUUUAUGUAAUAGAACUUUCAAUUUUAUACUUUUAAUGAAUAAAGUAUAAAAUGUU
This is a messenger RNA of Ruditapes philippinarum (Manila clam), 991 nucleotides long. RefSeq lists its product as uncharacterized. Gene Ontology annotation, molecular function: protein binding. The transcript has 3 exons. Lineage: Eukaryota; Metazoa; Mollusca; Bivalvia; Venerida; Veneridae. The record is from RefSeq and is a predicted model, not a curated record. Bases 91 to 933 code for a protein of 280 amino acids.